AUGGCAAGUGAGGAAGAGAGUUUUCUUGCCCUAGUGCAUUGCUCUGGAAAAAUUCAAAAAAGCAAAAGAUAUGGUGUGAAGUUCACUGACAGAGAACCACUGAGUGUUUUCAUCAGUUCAUCUAGCACUUUGUCAGAUUUGAAGAACAGCAUCUUGCAGAAGCUUGGGGUGUUUGGUAGCAAGUGGGUGAAGAAGCUAUUAUACAAGAUUCCUAUCGCAGUUGUCUCGACCGGUGUUAAGUAUGAAACCUUUGUGCUAGCUGCUGAUGAAGAUAUCAGGGUUCUGUUCCAUUGUGUUAGGAGUUUUCCAGAGGUCAGAAUACACGAGUUGUUUGCGAAGUUGGAGGUUGGUGUCGAUAGUUCUGGGACAUCAGCUCCAGUUCAUAGCUCCACUGCCGCGGGAGGUGCAUCUAGUUCGAUGCCUGCGGUCAGACCAUAUGUUCCGCCGGUAGCAUCCCCUUCAUUCGCCGCUGAUUUAGACCGAACGGAGGUUGUUGGUUCUGUACCUUUGGAGAAUGCAGGAGUCUUUGAGCAGGCAUAUGAGGUGGGCACCAGUGGUGGCCUGUUACCUGAUAUACAAGGCUUUGGAGAACCUGAUCGAGUAGAGAAUGCAAUGUGUGACGAUGACUCUGACCAGGAGCCUGUUGAUAUCAUCGGGGACAGCGACGAUGACACAGGUGCCAAUCCACAUGCGCAGCAUGGGCCUUCAAGUUUUGGCACUCAGCAUUACCCUCCACACUUUUCCACACUAAACUUGGAGGCUCUGGGUCAUGAGGCGGACGGUGGUAACACAGUCAGGGGCUCUUCUACAGAAUUUCUGAUUGGACAAUCAUUCCAGAAUAAAGAUGAGGCUGUGCUGAGUGUGAAAGACUAUAGCAUCCGGCGAGGUGUUGAGUACAGAGUCAUCGAAUCAGAUCAUCUGAAGUAUCAUGGAAAAUGCAAGGAAUUUGGCAAGAGUUGUAGUUGGUUGAUUCGGCUGGAUUACCACGUUAUCUGUACGAGGAUUCUUCCGUUGGUUAGGGCAGAUGCUGCGGUUACGGUAAAGGUAUUGCAACAAGCUACAGAAGCCAAUUACGGUUUCAGGCCUAGUUACAGGAAGGUAUGGAUGGCCAAGCAGAAGGCAGUGGCACAAAUAUAUGGAGAUUGGGAAGAGUCGUACGCGGAGUUGCCACGUUGGAUGCUAGGGGUACAGUCAACCAUGGCCGGGACAGUCACCGUGUUGAAGACCUCCCCUGUUCGGCUUGGGGGUGAGGUUGAUGAGUCCACGGUGUACUUUCACCGACUUUUCUGGACAUUUCCACCCUGUAUCGAGGCAUUCCGGCUUUGCAAGCCCCUCGUCAGUAUUGAUGGUACCCACUUGUAUGGCAAGUAUGGAGGGACGCUGCUGCUGGCGAUAGCGCAGGAUGGGAACUCGAACAUCCUCCCGAUAGCAUUCGCCCUUGUGGAGGGAGAAAAUGCAGAGUCGUGGUCAUUCUUCUUGUCCAACCUACGAGCGCAUGUGACUCCUCAGGAGGGUAUCCUUGUUAUCUCUGACAGGCAUAAUGGAAUCAAGGCAGCACUUGAGGCCCCUGAGACUGGGUGGCUGCCUCCACGUGCUUUUCGAGCGUACUGUAUUCGGCAUGUGGCUGCGAAUUUUGCCCUAACCUUCAAAGGUAAGGACGCAAGGAGGAUGUUGGUGAAUGCUGCCUACGCCAAAACUGAAGCAGAGUUUUAUUACUGGUUUGACAUCAUGCGGACUGAGAAUCCAGCAAUGUGUGACUGGGCCAACCGGAUGGAGUACGACAAAUGGACCCAACACGAGGAUAGUGGUAGACGGUUCGGGAACAUGAAAACCAACAUUAGUGAAUGUGUGAACUCCGUGUUAAAGAGAACUCACAACCUCCCAGUGACAUUGUUGGUUAAGUCAACUUACGGGAGGCUUGCUCAGCUAUUUGUGGUACGCGGACAGACAGCAGAGGCACAACUCGGAUCUGGGCAUGAAUUUUGUCAGGCAUUGGCCAAGGCUAUUGAUCAGAAUAUAAGAGACUCUAGGUGCUUCACUGUGACGUUAUACGAUAGGCAUCAAUCGGAGUACACUGUGGCCGAGACAACACCGACCGGGAGCUUCUCGCUGGGUAGCUAUAGAGUUUCUCUUAAGGAUCACACUUGUGAUUGUGGUCACUUUCAGGCGGUGAAUUAUCCUUGUUGCCAUGCCAUUGCGUGUUGCGCCUACUCCCGCCUUAAUUGGGCGUCAUAUGUUCACGAGAUGUAUCGUAUGAGUGAGAUGUUCAACGUUUACAAGCAGGGGUUUGUUCCGCCUAUCCCAGAAGGCCUAUGGCCUCCAUAUGCUGGGCCAACUAUCAUUCAUGACCCUAACAUGAGGCGUGCAAAGGAAGGUCGUCCAAAGGCAACCAGGAUCCGCGGUAGUAUGGAUCAGUCUCUGGAGAACCAGCCGAAGCGCUGUGGGCUAUGCCGUCAGGCUGGGCAUACGCGGAGGAACUGUGACCAGCGAAGACAUACUGCUGGAGGGGAUGCUUAG
Messenger RNA from Arachis ipaensis, 2517 nucleotides. The record is from RefSeq and is a predicted model, not a curated record. NCBI's taxonomy places the organism in Eukaryota, Viridiplantae, Streptophyta, Magnoliopsida, Fabales, Fabaceae.